This is a messenger RNA of Cololabis saira (Pacific saury), 1669 nucleotides long. It is a transcript of the gene ctsd, whose product is annotated as cathepsin D. The transcript has 9 exons. Gene Ontology annotation, biological process: proteolysis. The record is from RefSeq and is a predicted model, not a curated record. Lineage: Eukaryota; Metazoa; Chordata; Actinopteri; Beloniformes; Belonidae. Gene Ontology annotation, molecular function: aspartic-type endopeptidase activity. The coding region runs from base 98 to 1288 and encodes 396 amino acids. Gene Ontology annotation, cellular component: lysosome.
UGACGUGUCGCGGUCAGCUGAUAAAAGUCUGGUGUUUUUGUGACAAUAAGCUGAAGUUGCUCGGUCAUCGCUGGUUCCCGUCCCUGAGUCUGUCACGAUGAGGCUGCUGCUGCUGAGUGUGCUGGCGGCGCUAGCCCUGACCAACGACGCGCUGGUCCGAAUUCCCUUAAAAAAAUUCCGUUCCAUCAGACGUGAGUUCACCGACUCGGGAAGAGGAACCGAGGAGCUUCUGGCUGGCAAACACUCCCUUAAAUACAACUUUGGUUUCCCGUCCAGUAAUGGACCUACUCCAGAAACCCUGAAGAACUACCUCGAUGCUCAGUACUACGGGGAGAUCGGUUUGGGAACUCCUCCUCAGCUCUUCACUGUGGUGUUUGACACCGGUUCGUCCAACCUGUGGGUGCCUUCCGUUCACUGCUCCCUGCUGGAUAUCGCCUGCUUGCUUCACCAUAAAUAUAACGCUGCUAAAUCCAGCACAUACGUGAAGAACGGCACUUCCUUUGCAAUCCAGUAUGGAUCAGGCAGUCUGUCGGGAUACCUCAGCCAGGAUACGUGCACAAUUGGAGAUAUUUCAAUCCAGAAGCAGCUUUUCGGGGAGGCCAUCAAACAGCCCGGCAUUGCCUUCAUCGCUGCCAAGUUCGACGGGAUCCUCGGCAUGGCGUACCCCCGCAUCUCUGUGGACGGGGUGGCCCCAGUGUUUGACAACAUCAUGAGCCAGAAGAAGGUGGACAAGAACAUCUUCUCCUUCUACCUGAACAGGAACCCGGACACGGAGCCUGGCGGCGAGCUGCUGCUGGGAGGAACCGACCCCAAGUACUACACCGGAGACUUCCACUACGUCAACAUCAGCCGCCAGGCGUACUGGCAGAUCCACAUGGACGGGAUGGCGGUGGGCAAACAGCUGAGUCUGUGUAAGGGCGGCUGCGAGGCCAUCGUGGACACCGGGACGUCUCUGAUCACCGGACCGUCGGCCGAGGUCAAAGCCCUGCAGAAAGCCAUCGGAGCCGUUCCACUCAUCCAGGGAGAGUACAUGGUGAGCUGCGACAAGAUCCCUUCACUGCCCGUCAUCACCUUCAACGUUGGUGGACAGAGCUACAGUCUGACUGGAGACCAGUACGUCCUGAAGGAGAGUCAGGCUGGAAAGACCAUCUGCCUGAGUGGCUUCAUGGGCCUGGACAUCCCCGCCCCCGCCGGGCCGCUGUGGAUUCUGGGAGACGUGUUCAUCGGUCAAUACUACACCGUGUUUGACCGUGAGAACGACAGAGUGGGCUUCGCCAAGUCCAAGUAAACACAUCCCACAGCUUCUCUGAGCUCCGGGCUCCAGCACAGAACUACAAGCUGCACAAGUUUUCUGUUGCUUUGCAAUCAAACGGUAUUCAGCAAAAGACUGUGUGGAACGUAAAUGCACUGAUCUAAAGAUUGUUUUAAUUUCUGAUAACGUGAACCUGGUGAUUUUUAAAGACAGAAUAAGGAUUUUUAGGAUCGGAGCGUGUUGGUCCCGACUUUUUUUUUUUUUUUUUAAAGCAGCCAAGUAAUCCGUUUGUUUGGUUUUUGUGAAUCAGGGAUUUAUUUUGGAUUUUUAAUUAGCCUGUCGGAAACUGGUACUCAACUACUGAAAGAUGUCAUCUUUGUUGUGAUUGGGCUUAAUAAAACACUUGUUAAAUAUAAA